UCGGACUCCUGGGCCCCGCGGUACGCAGCCAUGGCGUACUCCACUGUGCAGAGAGUAGCGCUGGCCUCGGGGCUCGUCCUUGCCGUGUCGCUGCUGUUGCCCAAGGCCUUCUUGUCCCGCGGGAAGCGACCGGAGCCGCCGCCGGUCCCGGAAGGAAAAUUGGGCCGAUUUCCACCUAUGAUGCAUCACCACUCGGCACCCUCAGAUGGUCAGACACCAGGGGCUCGUUUCCAGAGGUCUCACCUUGCAGAGGCCUUUGCAAAGGCCAAGGGAGCAGGUGGAGGUGCUGGAGGAGGGGGUAGUGGAAGAGGACUGAUGGGCCAGAUCAUUCCAAUCUAUGGCUUUGGGAUCUUUUUGUACAUCCUGUACAUUUUGUUUAAGCUUUCAAAGGGGAAAACUGCAGAGGAUCGGAACUGCUCCACUGCCCCACCUGGAAACACCCACAGGAAGAUUACCAACUUUGAGCUUGUUCAACUACAAGAAAAACUAAAAGAGACAGAGGAAGCCAUGGAAAAAUUAAUCAACAGAGUUGGACCUAAUGGUGAGAGCAGAGCACAGACUGUGACUUCUGACCAAGAGAAACGAUUACUGCAUCAGCUCCGAGAAAUCACCAGGGUCAUGAAAGAAGGCAAGUUCAUCGACACAUCUCCAGAGAAGGAAGCUGAGGAAGCCCCGUAUAUGGAGGACUGGGAAGGUUACCCAGAAGAGACUUAUCCAAUAUAUGACCUUUCGGAUGGUAUCAAGCGUAGGCAAGAAACAAUCCUGGUGGAUUACCCUGACCUAAAAGAGCCCUCUGCUGAAGAAAUUGCUGAACAAAUGGGAGAGGUAGAAGAGGAAGGAUCAGAGCGUUUGAGCUGGGAUCAUUUGCCCACUGACCCUGGAGCCCAGAAAGAUCAUUCUGUUGCCCUGUGUGAUCCCAAACCAGAAUCAUGCUCCUGCUGUGUUCAUGAAGAGGAGGAUCCUGCUGUCUUGGCAGAGAAUGCUGGUUUCAGUGCAGAUGGCUACAGUGAGCAAGAGGAAGCCACCAAGGAAAACUUGCCCCAGGACUUUACAAAUGAAGGGCUGGGGGUCAGCACUGAUAAUACACACUUGGGUGGCAUGUUGAGGAAGCGCAAUCCCCAGGGGUUUGAGUGAAAGCAGCCUGCUUGGGAAAGUAUCCAUACUCUGUUCCCGUGGCACCUUUCCUCAAUUUCAUCCAUGGCCUUGUGCCCUCUGCAUCCUUCUCCGUGUUCAAUACCAUAGCUCUUGGGCCACUACCGUGGAAACAGUUAAUCCUUCCUGGUGCUUGCACACCUGUCACUUUGUAAAGUAGCCAGUAGUGUGGACACAGGACAGAAUCACCUUUCUCUUCUUGCCUUCCCCUAUCAGAGACACUAACCCAUUCAGUAAUUGGUGGUUUGUGCUUGUAGGUGGUACCACCUAGGCAAACGUCUAAACCCUUCUCAUAGGAGCAACAGAUGAUUUACCUGUGAAUGCUUUAUUGAAUAAUUUGUUAGGACAGGAUGGCUGUGAAUGAGAAUUGGGUUAGCUGAUAUUGAAGACUUAAGUUUUAAGAAUGAAGAUUUUAGAUUCCCAAAUGCCUUAUUCUUUGGGCCUUCAGCUGGUUAGUGAUUCCUGAGAAGAGCAUGCUCAGUUCUGAGCCUAGGAGCUCAGAGCACAGCAAGAUAGCUGAUUGAGCUGCAGUCUCUCCUCACAGCCUUCUAAGAUGCCCUGACUCCUCCAGAGCAUCAGGCCAAGAACUCACAGGCCUAUUUGGAGACCAUUUUGCUUGUAUAUUCCCUCGAUCCCUAGCUUCCUUUGUCUUUAUUCUGUUGAACGGAACUGCCAAAUCUAGAUGCAACUUGGAAUGUCUUCUAUGGCUAGAGGGAAUUUGAAGCAUUAAUUUGUGCCCCACAGAGCUGAAGUUUGAGGCUGUUGAAGAUACAGGACUGCUUAAGUAUGGUGGUCCUUCCAUGAGGAGCUCAGGUAGCCAGGAAACCCUAAGAAUUCUAACAAGGGUGUGUCAGUUCAGUUAUACGAAUUGAAAGCUGAAAGGCUGUGCAUCUCCAGUAACAUUCCAAGUCAUGAGAUGGGAGACUCGAAAUGUAAAGAAUUCUGUGAAGCUGGAUAGUCUUUAGAGUUCCAUUGUACCCAGCAUGUCUAUGAUGCCAGAAGGUAGUCUGGACCACUCAGGAGCAAACUGCACAGGUUGUCAUCAGGUCUGAGGCCACACCAAGAUACGGUCAGCUACUAGAAAGCUUUCCAUGUUAACUGGACUAGAGAAACACGCUGCACUGUAUCAAUCCCUGUGUAGAAUGUUUGAUUGAAAUUGUGCAGAAUGCAGUUGAACAUGUACUGAAGAUGGUCUUGACAUAACUAAGUGUAAAAAGCAAUGUAGGUACUCUUGUUUGAGCAGAUUGUUGUCUGGAUGGUUCUGUCAUCCACCAUGAGAAGUUGAUUUAAGAUAGCCCCAUAUACCUGGCUCUAAUUUUUGUUCAUAGGAUAUAAUUCUGUUACAAGAACUUUUCUUUGCAUUCAUUUGUUGGACAACUGCCCUGUGCCGAGUACUAAGACUGAAUUGUACCUUUAAGAAUUUCAGUUUAAUGUGCCAGUCUGACAGAUGUACUGUGGACCAUAGGAAGGCUUGAGAUUGUAAAUUCUUCAGACAGAUUUCCCUGCAAUUCAGGCUAUUAUUAUUAAGGCUAUUAUUAUUAUUAUUAUUAUUCAGGCUAUUAUUAAUAUUUUAUUAUUAUUGGCUCCUUACAAGUAUUCUAAGCCUGGUUUGGGUAUCUGUAGUGUGAGGGUAGUAAAAACACAGGUCUCACAGGGCUGUAAGCUGCAAAUGAGGUAGUCAGUGCACACAGGGCAGCAUGCUUAUGUCGUUAGCUCAUGCAUAACAACAUAUGUGGUAGCUGUUUUAUUUAUUACAGUGUGGACCCUAAACUAUAGGAGCACAGAAGAACAAGAAUGUUCUUGCCAAAGUACUAAAAAAAAUCUCAGAGAUACCUUGUGGCAAGCAAAGAACAUGGCAAAGAGGAGGAAGGACAUCUGGGCAGAAAAAGUAGGUUAUCAAGAACAGUGUGGUUGGUGUAUAGAUGGAUAAUCAGGUAAAAAGGUUUAGUGUCAACUCUGUUAUUAUUGGGGAUUAGCUAUGGAAACAGUUCCUGCCAAAAGGACCAAUCCUUCAUGGUUCUUGCCACUCUAGAUGUUAGUCUGCACAUAGGAAUAUAUUUGUUUGUAUAUACCAGAAACUUUGAAGCACCUAUUAGUAAUUUGGAAUAUAGGCAUUUUUUUUCCAGAAUUUUAUCUUUUGGAUAUGAUGAUUUUACACAUGUAUUUAAUCCAGGUUGACCAAAAUCAAGGGGCUUGGUUUCAUUGGUGUGAUCUUCAUUUCUCAGUAUUAAGGGCUUCAUCAAGGCCUUACCAUUAGGUCUCCAGUGACCUAUGGGGGACCAUAGAAAUAGCUGGCCUAAGAAGCCACUGCACAUCACCUAGAAGCGUGCUUGGUAAGUCAGGUUGGUGAUCAGCCAGAAGACCCCUUAACUUGGCUAUAUAGGAACAAAAGACUGUGCCUCAUUAUCUCAGGGUCUGGGAGGUAUGCUGAAGAGUAGAGAUGGAUUCAGCCUCUAGAAAUAAUGGCUUGUGAAAACUAUGUUCUUUGUAUUUAGACUUAGGUAAUAAAAUAAUUGAUGGUCUUCACUCAAAGACACUCUGGAAAGAGGAACCUAAUACUCAUGGCAUAAUUAAAUGUUCUCAUUGUAUGUCCAAGGUAACAAUGCAGGAGGAGCAUAUAGUUGAGGGCAGUCCUUCAGGGCAGCAGGAGCCAGAGGGCAGGCUCACAGGGAGCAGAGAUGAAUGAUAGAUAGCACUUGGCUUGUUUUAACCCCUUUUAUUCAGUCUGGGACCCCAGCCAAAGGGAUGAUGCUAUCCAUAAUAAGGAUGGAUCUUCCUCCUCAACUUUCUUGUAAACACCUGCAUAGACAAGUAUGUUUCCAUGGUGAUUCUAAGCCUUAAGUUGGCAAUCAAGAAUAAACAACAGAGGUAAUAGGUGUAAUACAAGAUUUUCCUCUGCAUGUGUUCUACGCAAUUGAGGAUUUUUCUUAAACUUCAUGACUAAACAAACAAAACCUAUUCCCUUUGUAGAGCACCCUGUAUAUGGUCUUCACAAAUGCGGUUGCUACAGGAACCAGGCCAUGUUUAGGUAGGGAAUGCUUUUGACCCACAUCAAAAACAUUUAGCUGAGUAGAUAAAUGAACCCUAACUAUAGACCUCCUCUUGAAUUCCCCUUUUUAUUUAGACAGUUUGUAUCUGCAAAGAACACUUCAUAUGUCACUUAUUGGGCAGUGAUCAGGAAGGAUGCAAACCAAUUAUUCUGUCAUCUCCUUAACCAUUAGCAUGUCUAGAACACUAAUGCAAACCAACUAUUAUGUCAUCUCCUUAACCAUUAGCAUGUCUAAAACACUUUCUAGUAUCAAAAAACAAAACAAACAAACAAACCAACCAGGCCAUUCCUUCUCUUCAAAGGGUACCACUUUACUUGAGGAUGGACCAGGAAUCGUGUCCACCUUACAGGACUGUUCAUGGAGGCUGCCCAGAGUGAAGUGUGCAAUGGCAGGUGCUUAUUAUUAUUAGCUUAUCACUGUCUUGAAUCUCAUGCUGCUAGACUACCCAACUUGAUACUCUAUGGCCACUCUGCAUGCCAAGAGUGGUCCAGAGUCACUCUGUGGGGUUUUUGUGACUUUGUGAUGACUCUCUUUUAAGAACUACAGGCUUUCAUCAUGUUGGCCUCAAAUCUACCACAGACUGAAAAAGGUUCCAACUAUAUAAGAGUCCUGUUAAAUAGACCCAGCUCCAAGCAAGGCCUGCAGUCCUGUGGGCCUUUCCCACCCUUGAGUACUACAGCCUAGUUCUGUCCACAAGGGCACACUGUCCACCAAGCUACGUAGCUAGUUCCUUAAGUGACUAGAUGACCUAAAGUAUCUUCUAACCCUAUUUUUUCCCAUGCUAUAGAUGUGAUAUCACAGAAGGCAGUGUUGAUCUGUAUGUCACUGGUUCUAAACAUGCUCUGGGCCCUUUGUUGCUCUUACACACCUGACCCUUUGAAGCGCCUAGAAAGGAGUGGAAUGGAGAACAUUUUAGGAGAGACAUCUUUUCUUUUCUCUAUGAAAGACAAGGACACAGAAGUCAAACAGUUCAAGUUU
Mus pahari (shrew mouse) is the source of this 5180-nucleotide messenger RNA. RefSeq names its product RIC3 acetylcholine receptor chaperone (gene Ric3). Gene Ontology annotation, cellular component: neuronal cell body; intracellular membrane-bounded organelle; neuron projection. The record is from RefSeq and is a predicted model, not a curated record. The coding region runs from base 31 to 1134 and encodes 367 amino acids. Gene Ontology annotation, biological process: synaptic transmission, cholinergic; protein localization to cell surface. The transcript has 6 exons. NCBI's taxonomy places the organism in Eukaryota, Metazoa, Chordata, Mammalia, Rodentia, Muridae.